Messenger RNA from Schistosoma spindalis, 3693 nucleotides. NCBI's taxonomy places the organism in Eukaryota, Metazoa, Platyhelminthes, Trematoda, Strigeidida, Schistosomatidae. The record is from the annotation of a GenBank genome assembly.
AUGGAGUCUUUGCUUGAUUUAAUUCAAUCUCUUGAGUCAGGAUUAACGGACACGAAAAUUACAUCACAAAAAGAUUCCAUAGAAACUCUCAUUACGGGUAUAAAAUGUAUUCCACUUUCGAAUAUCACAUCCAAAGAGAUCGAUCACCUUAUUGAUUUUCUAUCGGGUCGUUUAGCACUUGCUGAUCCAAAUAUUACAAAUUUAAUUCUUGAUGGAUUUAUAUGGUUGACAAAAUCUACAUGGUCUAAUGGUUGUAGCAUGGUCAAUCCAGAACAAGCUAAACAGAUUGUUCAGGAUGGAAUAUUUGGUCAUUUAACAAUACAGAAUUUAAUCAAAUCUGGAAGGCUGAAAGUUUUUCAGCUACUACAUUGCUUUUUAACUGGAUCUCAGCUAAGUGGUAUUCAGUCGAUGGAAUCUAAUUUUAUUCAGAAGUAUUUAAUAGCUAUUGAUGAAGAAAAAGAUCCACAAAUAUUACAUCUGAUUUUUCAUAUGAAUGUAAUCAUUAUUAGAGAGUUUCCUUCAGUAAUCGAGUUCAAGGAUGAAUUAUUUGAAACAAUAUCAGUUUAUUUUCCUAUCGACUUUUCACCACCUCCAGGUGGUGGCAUCUCUGGAGUUACGCGUGAUUUGCUAGCAUCUAGCUUGCACCAAUGUUUAUUUUCUAUGCGAAAUAUAACUGGUCAUAAUCUUAUGCCACUUAUUUGCGAAAAAAUUGAAUCACAAUGGCCCAAUGGUCAGUUGGAUGCUUUAUGCUUAUUCAAUGAUUGUUUACAUGGGCAACUUCAACGUUCAGAUGGUGAUAAUGAUAUCAAUCAUGUCUUGUCUUCAGAUAGGAAUCCAAUCGAUAUACGUCAUAUUUCUCCUUAUCUUGGUGUAAUUAUUCCUACAUUAAUUCAAAUUGCGGACAAAUACGGAAAACGAAGGGAUAACAGUGAUUUGUAUGCUCUUUCUUUGUCUUGUAUCUCAGGUCUUGUCCAUGCUUAUUCUCUACAGACCAAUGAUAAAUCUCAAUUGGAAGAUUUUACAGUAAUCUUGUUGAGAAGUUUCGGACUUUCACCUAACCAACGUCAACUACCAAUAAUAAGCCCUCCUGGUGUUAUUGAUUAUAUUACUGAAAGUUUUAAAUCAGCUCAGACUAAUGCCUUGUUAUUAUCUAUCUUAUUCAACUACACGAUUCCACAUUUAUGUGUUCCAUUUUUUUCGAAUUGUUAUACAAAUUCCAAUGAUCAUCUUGGAAUUGCUGAGGAAACUAAACUUAAUAUUGAUGAAUUAGUUAAUUGGCAUUCGUGUAUUUCUUUAUUGGAUGAAAUUUUGCAGAACAUCACUGAAGAAAAUUUAAUGAAUGCUCUGCAUUAUGAUCAAAAAACACUUGGAACACUAAACAGUUUAAAAAUGAAUAUAUAUUUAAUCAUAAACAAGUUACAAGAAUGUUCAGUGAAUUCAGUCAAUCUGUUGAAACAUUCUUCUGUCUCAAAGUUGUCCGAAGAAAAAAGCAUAUAUUUUUCAGUAUGCCUUUGUCGUUUAUUUUAUUCAUUAAUAAAAUUUACGAGUAGAAGGGAUUUAUCUUCAUCUGUUAACGGAAACUCAACCAUUUUAAUCGACAACAGUUCAUCAUCGUACUCAAGUUAUGUCGAUUCAAUUUUCAAUACAAUCCGCUCAACGUUUCAAUGGUUGGAUAAAAUUUCUUCAACAAAUAAUAAUAAUAAUCCGUUGGUAGAUUCUGAAGUUUUAAAAUCUAUAAGAGAUGAAUUACUUUCAUUCAUUCCAAUUAUUUAUAAUUCAUGCGAUCUAUUUAUUUGCAAACUGGACCAAUUUCUCUUCGACUAUCUCAAAGAUUGUCAACUGGAACAAAUUACAUUGAAUACUUCGAAUAAUUUUACAAUGGACAUUCUCAAAUAUUGUUCAUGUAAAAAUUUAAGUUUACUGAAGAAAACAAUUGAAUUUAUUCUUGAAAAGUGUAAUAAUAAUGAUAUGUUAAUGGACUCUGAAAAUGUUAACCUUGUCCGUCUUCGAUAUUGGGCCAAAAACUUCACUUCAUUAUUAUAUUUUAUCUGUGAAUAUUUGAUUGAAAAUUCUAUUCAUGAUAAUACUGAAUUAGUAAACCUAUCUUCAAUCCAUUCGUACUUAUUUGAGUUAUGUCAAAAUGUAAAAUAUUUCGUAAAUAUUAUCCAUCAUUACUGUGGCAAUUCAAUGACAAAUGAUAAUUCUCAAAAUAAAUCUAUAUUGAAUGAAAUCAAUAAAUUGAAUUUUAUUUUUCGAACUAUCACAAGUCAAUGUAAUUUAUCUGAACAAACGAAACUUUUUCAAAUUUAUAAACAUUAUUUUGAUCAAAUGGAUCGUAAUCACCUCGAGAUGUAUCCUGUAACUCUUGGAUUGUUUACAAUUCUAUGUGGGAUUAUCGGUGGAUUAAGACCGGAGUUUGUAAAUUCUGAAAAUCCAGUUCAACUGUUGACUUGGAUUAUGGAUAAUAUUCAAAAGAUUCUAUGUACAUCUUCUACUGCCCCUACCCUCACUAACACAACCAAUAACUCUUCAAUGCCAUCAUCUGUUAUAUUCUGUUAUUCAACAACCAUGUUGUCAUCUACUGCUCAAACAUAUGCUUCUGUAUUGAAUAAAUCAAAUGAUACUUUUGCAUUAGAUAUUACCAAUCAUUUGUCCACUAGUCUAAAAUAUUUCUGGUCAAUAACAGAACAGAAUAAUUCUGUUGAUUUGCAUACAUUCAUUUGUUUUUGGCUUUUAUGGUCAAUUCGUGGUCUAUUGGCUACAUUGAAUGUUAGUCUUCAUGGUGCUAAUGUUGACAAUAAUAACAAUGAUUAUUAUCAUCAUAGAAAGUGGUGUGACUCUCUUAUACAGUCAAUUUUUCUUGAUUUUAACACAACUGAUCACGAUGAUGGUGAUGAUAAUUGGAUUUGCACUUUUGAGAAAAGUUUAUCAUCAUCACAUGGUCGUGUUCUGUGUUCAAUAGAUUGUUUUAAACAAGCUGAUCAAAUACUUUUAGACUUAGGGAUGAAAUCAAAUGAUUGUUGUUUGAAUACUUUCAAUCAUUGUCGUAUUACAGAUUCAUAUAUUCGAAAUGUUUUGGAAUGUAUUCAUGAACCUAUUUACAAUCUAAUUCAUUUAUUGAUCAAUGUAACUAGACUUCAAUCAGUAGAUUUUGAAAAAAAUAUCUUGUUCAAACCUUUUCGAGACUCAAUAGUAAAGUUUUAUUUGAAUAUGACUGUUCGAUUGCCUAAACAAUAUCUCACUGACCAGUCAGUAAAUAAAAUAAUACCAUCUGCUUUGUUCGCCAUCACAUCACCUAAUGUUCACUGUCAGUUAGCUGGUUUGAAGUUUAUAUCAAUAAUCUUCAGUGAUAAUUUGACAAAAAACCUUGGAUUAUGCAAUAUUAUCUCAGAAAAUCAAGCUGAUGAUCUAUUGGGGAAAUUGCCAAAAUUAAUCCAUUUCUCCAAUAGUGAUCAGGAGAUUAACGAUACUGUAAUGUUUGGUCAGGAAAAUGAACAAACUAUCAAUAUUUUAACGUGUUCACGUUUAAUUAUUGCUCGUUGUCUGUGCAGCAUUAUAAAAUUUUUCCCGGAACAAUUGAUUAAUCGACAUCGUGAUGUAAAUAUUCUACCAUUGUUAGAUCAAUUAGUUGAUGAUCCCAACCGAUAUGUACGUAUUGAAGCAGUUCAAGCAAGAAAUUUAUGGUUGAUCUGA